Hydatigera taeniaeformis is the source of this 2607-nucleotide messenger RNA. Lineage: Eukaryota; Metazoa; Platyhelminthes; Cestoda; Cyclophyllidea; Taeniidae. The record is from the annotation of a GenBank genome assembly.
AUGGCCGACUCUGUAUCGACGAAUACCAAGAAGGCUGUUGAGGACGUGACGAAAACUACAGCGACAAAGAAGAACAAAAAGAAACCUGUCAAGAAGGAUGUCAAGCCGACGAAGGAAGAGAUCAAAAAAGAAAAAGUUUCGAGGAAGCUAAAUGCAAUAAAAGAGCAGAUAGUCCGGCAGCGCGAAGAGGAAGAGCGACUUCGUAAAGAGGCUGAAGAAGAGGAGCGUCGGUUUCGAGAGGAGAUGCUGAAACUUGAGGAACAACGCCGUUUAGAGGCGGAAAAGCGUGAACGUAAGAAACAGAAGGAAAAGGAACGGAAACAAAGACUCAAAGAUGAAGGAAAGCUUUUAACGGAUAAGGAAAAGGAAAAUAGGAGAAAGGUUUUGGAACUUGCUCACGCUCGGGGUUUGGAUCUUGGGGCUACCAAAAUUGAUUUGAAAAACCGAACAUACUCUAGAAAAAAAAAGCGCCCACAAGGUCAAGUGGAGGAACCUGUCUUAAGCCAACCUGUUGUUGAAGCAGAGGUAAAAGUUGAACCCCUGGAAGAAACCAUUGAUGGUGUUAUUGAUUGGGAAGACCUUGCUGCAGAUCUUGUCACCUCCGAUAAUAGUGAAUGUGAAAACUUAUCCCUUCUUUCUGAGGGCGUACUUCACGGUGGGGUUGAAAGUUCUCCUUCCCCUCCUAUGUUAGAACUUGACCAGUCAGAGGUCUAUAAACUCUCUGAAAGUCAGCUCACUGAGGAAGAGAAACGUAAUCUCAUCGAGCAGGUAAAAUUAAGACUUCAGCGGGAACGUGCACAAGAUGAGGAGUCAGUUUCUGAAAGAGCACUCAGAUCCGGUGUAAUAUGUGUCCUUGGUCAUGUUGAUACUGGUAAAACCAAAAUUCUGGAUAAGCUGCGUAACACAAAUGUGCAAGAUCGGGAGGCAGGAGGUAUUACUCAACAAAUUGGCGCUACAAACGUGCCAAGAGAAAACAUCAUUCGUUCAAUUCAAAUGUGCAAAUAUUUCACACCAAACGAUUUAAAGAUGCCUGGUUUGUUAAUCAUUGACACCCCGGGUCACGAGUCAUUUACAAAUUUACGAGUUCGAGGAUCAUCAUUGUGCGACUUUGCGAUUCUUGUGGUCGAUAUAAUGCAUGGUAUAGAAGAACAAACAAAAGAAUCUAUUCGGAUUCUCUUGAGCCGAAAAACACCUUUUGUCGUUGCGCUUAAUAAAAUCGAUCGGCUAUAUCAAUGGAGGAGUUAUCCGAGUCUUCCUGUUGAGGAGGCCUUGGCAAACCAAAAUGAGGUUACAAUUAACGACUUCAACCAGCGGUUUAAGGAGGUCGUUCAACAUUUUGCACUGAUGGAAUUAAACGUUGAACUCUUUUACAAGAAUCUCAAUCCUAACGAAUUUAUCAGCAUGGUACCCACAUCUGCUCAUUCGGGUGAUGGAAUGGGUGAUCUUUUAGCCUUUAUGUGCAAGGAAAUGCAACGUAGGUUAUAUAAGCGUUUAACUUUCUCCGAGGAACUCAAGGCAUCGGUUAUGGAGGUGAAAGAGACUGUCGGUUUGGGUACGAGUUUGGAUGUUAUUGUAGUGAAUGGUCGUAUUCGCGAGGGCGACACCAUCGUGCUGGCUGGCCAGGAGGGCCCCAUAGUUACGACGGUGCGCAGCAUCCUCAUGCCUGCACCCAUGUCGGAGCUGCGUGUGAAAGGAAGUUACGAGCAUCUAAAGGAGGUGGUAGGUGCACAAGGCGUCAGACUUAUUGCUCGUGACCUCGAGAAAGCACUGGCUGGGCUACCAUUAUAUGUAGCUAGGGAUUUGGCCGAAGAGCUCUACUUUAAGGAUGAAGUGAGCUGUGGCUUGAAGGGGGCGCUGAAAGCAAUCGCCGUUAGUCCUGUGGGUGUCUACGUUGUGGCGAGCACUCUCGGUUCUCUCGAGUCCUUACUUACCUACCUCAAGUCCGUCAACAUUCCAUACUCUGGCAUCAGUAUUGGUACAGUGCAUAAAAAAGACGUUAUGAAGGCUUCUAUUAUGGUGGAGCGAGACAGAAAGUGGGCCGUCAUUCUCGCCUUUGACGUGAAGAUUGACAAGGACGCGCAAAAAAUGGCAAAUGAAGUUGGUGUGCAGAUAUUCACUGCGAACAUCAUUUAUCAUCUUCAACUUCGGAUGGAGGAAUAUGUAGAAGCUCUAAUGAAGGAAAACCGAAGGAAGCACGCGAACCAAGCCGUAUUUCCAGUGAAGUUGCGCAUUCUCCCUGAUAUGGUGUUCAACAAACGUGCACCGAUCGUUAUAGGCGUACAUGUGGAGGCGGGAUUGCUUCGUGAGGGUACACCGAUUUGUGUUCCCUCCCGUGACAAUGCCCUUCUCGGUAGGGUAUUCUCCAUCGAGUUCAAUCAUAAGGCUAUCCAAGAGGCACGAACUGGUCAAGAGGUGUGCAUACGCAUCGAUCCUGUUGAAGGCGAGGCGCCCAAGUUAUAUGGCCGUCAUUUUGACCACACAGACCUGCUUAUAUCGAAGGUAUCUCGUGACAGUAUCGAUGUAGUUAAGGAUUUUUACCGGAACGACUUAAACAAGGAAGACUGGAAACUGAUGGCGGAGUUGAAGGAAAUGCUCUCAAUCAUAUGA